Molecule: messenger RNA, 8448 nt
Organism: Rubroshorea leprosula
Lineage: Eukaryota; Viridiplantae; Streptophyta; Magnoliopsida; Malvales; Dipterocarpaceae
Source: the annotation of a GenBank genome assembly
CAUGCAACAAGUAAAUCAAAAUUUGGAUGAUUAUCAAGGCAUGGUAAACAUCAUUCAGGUUUAAGAGAAGCUUAGUUGAGGUCAUUUGCAUGGAAUUACACAGUUUGCGUCAAAAUCGCACAAUUCUGCCGCAAUUUGUAGCAAACUUAUAUUUCGUGUUAUUUUAGGUUAUUUUUAGUGAUUUUCACAAUUUUUUGUAUUAUUUUUGGGCUGAACAUUCACUUAUUUGAAGCCCAAUUCGUGGUUAUUAGCAUUAGUGAUGAGGCAAUUUCGUGAUAGGCAAAGUAAACCAUUGCUAGAUGGUAUCACUUCAUAUGGGUUUGAUUAUUCUCUUGAUACUCAAGUAAUUAAUCAAAUUGGCUUUGCCAAGGAAAUAUGGUCACAAUGUGAAGUUCGUUUCUCAAGGAACAAGAUUUCAGUCACUUCUGAGUUUGAAGAAUGGAGGAAAGUUUGGCUUCAAGACAUAGUUAUCCCUUAUGACAUUCCUAUCAUUAAAGAAGCUAUCAUUGUGGAUUUGAAGAAAAGAAUAGCGGAGCUAGAAGGUUUGUCGUGUGCUCAAAGGGUCAAGCAUGAAAACGAAAUUAGAGAGAAAAAUAUGGACAUUUAUUUUCUCGAAGGUGAAAAGCAAAAAUUGAUUAAGGAAAAGAAUUCUAUAACUUUUGAAAAAGAGGAGGCAAAGAAAGAAAUCGACAAGCAGGCUCAAACUCUUAAAAAAUUAAGAAGAAUCAUCCAGAAGGAAGAAAGGCAGAAUGAUCAUUUAGUGAGUAAUAAAAACAAGUUGGAGGAUGAGCUCAAUCAAGUCAAGGAUCAGAGUGCCGAUUUAAAGACUCUAAUAAACCAGCAUGAGAAGAUAGGAGGAUUGGAAGCAGAGGUAAGAAGCUUAGAGGGACAGUUGGGUGAGGCAUUAGCUACAAUUGAUCAAUUAAAGAGAGAAGGAGGAAAGGUGCUCUAUUUGGUCAAUGGAAUCUACUCUGAGGCAAUGAAGGUUGAGCGUACUAUUCCACCAAAUCAACAUGAUGCGGCUUCAAAUUUUGUGGAAGGGCUUUCAAAUAAAAGUAAGGUCAAAAGUUGGCAUGAUUUGACUUACAAUUUUAUGAAGCAGUAUGAAUACAAUACAUCACUAGCUCCUAGUAGAGAGGAUCUUCAAAGAACAGAGAAGAAAUCGAGUGAAAGCUUUAAGGAAUUUGCUCAAAGAUGGCGUGGAUUGGCUGCUCGAGUUCAACCGCCACUAACUGAUCACGAACUGAAGCAAGUGGAAGAUGGAAUCAAGUCAGGGAUUAUUAUUGAUUAUCAAGCAAUGAAGAGUCUCCUUGAACAAUACCAAAAUGGUGGUUCAGGGGUUGCAAGUUCAAGGAAAGUGGGCCAGAAUCGAAAGAAGGAAAAUGACACUGGCACCGUUAGCUCAGUUUAUGAGACGUAUGGGAGAAAUAAUCAGCCGCGCCCUCGAGGGCAAUUCAAUAAUUCUUUCCAAGCUCCAACUUAUCAACCACCAAUUUUUACAAGUCAGCCAAGACCACUCUAUACCUCUGGGAUCAAUCAUCCACAACAAGAAAGAGUGAGACGACAUUUCAACAAACUUCCUUUAUCAUACACUGAAGUGUUUCGACAGUUGGUGGCAGCUGGUCUUGUUACUCCUGUACCCAUGGUGCCAGUUAAAUCACCAUUCCCAACAUGGUACAACCCACAGGCAAGAUGUGAAUAUCAUAGUGGAGGUGUUGGACAUGAUCUUGAAAAUUGUCUAGCUUUAAGGCACCGGGUGCAGGAUUUGAUAGAUGCAAAGGAGUUGCAAAUUGCAUCAGAACCAGAAGUGGUUGGCCCAAACAUUGCUAAAAAUCCCUUGCCUACACAUGAUGGUCCAACAAUAAAUAUGAUAAUGAAAGAUUCGAAUGUUGAGAAAGACUCUCAUAGGGGUCAUGAGGAAUCCCCUGUUGAAGAUAUCGCUCUUACGACUAGAAGUGGGCGUAGUUAUGGAGACAGUCAUUGCAAAGGGAAUGAAUCGCAAAAAGGAAUCAUUAUUGAGGAAAUACAUGAGGAGCAAGUCAAGAAGUAUGUUUCAGAGCAAGAGAUAAAUGAUUUCCUUAGCAUUUUGAAGAGAAGUGAGUACAAUGUGGUAGAGCAACUUAAUCGUACUCCUGCUAAGAUCUCUAUCUUGCAACUCUUGUUGGCAUCAGAAACUCAUCGAAAUGCUUUGUUAAAGAUCUUGAAUGAGGCUCAUGUGCCAAAGGAUAUUGGUAUGGAAAAAUUCAACAAUGUGAUAGGGACUAUCCUGGCACCAAAUUUUAUCAACUUUACUGAUGAUGAAAUCCCUGAAGAUGGAAGAGGGCAUGUGAAGGCUUUUCAUAUUUCAGUACUUUGUAAAGAUAUGCAUGUGCCACGAGUGCUUAUUGAUAAUGGUUCGGCGUUGAAUGUUAUUCCUCGAUUAGUUUUGAAUCAGCUUCAGGUGGACCAGUCAUACAUUAAGCCUGGUAAGAUAGUAGUUCGUGCUUUUGAUGGCACAAGGAAAGAGGUAGAUGGAGAGAUUGAAUUACCAGUCAACGUUGGCCCAUAUACAUUUGACAUAACUUUUCAAGUUAUGAAUAUUGAGCCUGCAUUUAAUAUGUUGCUUGGAAGGCCUUGGAUUCAUAUGGCUGGUGCAGUACCUUCUACUUUGCAUCAAAAGCUGAAAUAUAUUGUAGGCAACUCUUUGGUUACGGUGAAUGGUGAAAAGGAUUAUGCUAUCCAUAAGGCAACAUCUGUGCCAUAUGUAGAAGCAGACUCUCAGAGCCAAGAAGCAACUUACCACUCCAUGGAGUUUGUCUCAACCACAUACGUUGCGGAAGGCACAGUGUUGAGAACACCAGAUCUUUCUAGAGUGAGUAAGGGAGUGGCUAAGGUAAUGUUGGAAAAUCAUUUUGAAGUCGGAAAGGGCUUAGGAAUUGGACUGCAAGGAAUUGAGGAACCAAUUGAGGUGAUUGAUACAUCAAUGGGGUUUGGCUUAGGAUAUAAGCCCACUUGGAAGGAUUGGUUGUGGAUGAGGACUAGGAAAGCUGAAAGGCGUCGAGCUAAGUUAGAAGGAAGAGAACCAAAUGAGAAAAAAUUGCAUAUUCCUCAUAUUCGGGUGACAUUUCCAAAACCUGCUGAAGUUGUGUGUGGAUAUGAUGCAAAGCCAAUGGAUGAAACUCUCAAAAAGGAGAAUUUGAAGGACGAAGUGAUCAUAGAGGAUGCAUCAGAUGAUGAAGAUAUGGGAACUUUUGAUUUGUUCAAGUUUUUUGCUUCAACAAAUGAUGAUGGUUUGAACACUUCUUUGGAGACGUUAAGCAUAUGCGUCAUUGAUGAAGGGAGGGAUGAUGACAAUGUCAUUUUGCCUGCUCAGGGUGAAUCUUUGGACAACUGGACAGUAGAGAUUCUUCCUGUUCCUAUCAUUAAAUCGUUUGCUGAUAGUAAAUCUACAAAUAGUGAUAUCAUUCCUGAAUUUACACAUAGUUUUGAUGAACCGAUUUAUUCUGUGGAAAAUGAUGAAGAAUUAGAACCCUUUCCUGAAUUGACUGACAUGUUGAAAGAAGAACCGAAAUUACAGCCUAAUCAAUCUGAAGUAGAAACAGUUAAUUUGGGAACAGAUGAGGAUAAAAAGGAGAUUAAGAUCAAUGGGCAGUUGCAUCCAGAUGAAAGAAAAGCUCUUGUUGACUUGUUAAAAGAUUUUCAAGAUGUGUUUGCUUGGUCUUAUGAAGAUAUGCCUGGAUUAGAUUCGGAGAUAACAGUUCAUGCAAUUCCACUAAGGCCAGAAUGUCCACCGGUGAAGCAAAAGUUGAGAAGAAUGAAGCCAGAAAUGUUGUUGAAAAUCAAAGAGGAAGUAAAGAAGCUGUUAGAUGCAGGGUUCAUCGAAGUAACCAUGUACCCCCAAUGGGUUGCAAAUAUUGUUCCUGUGCCGAAGAAGGACGGAAAAGUCAGAAUGUGUGUGGAUUAUAGAGAUCUGAACAAAGCAAGCCCAAAAGAUGACUUUCCUUUGCCACAUAUCCAACUGUUGGUUGACAAUGCUGCCAAAAGUGUUAAAUUUUCAUUUGUUGAUGGUUAUUCUGUUUAUAAUCAGAUCAAGAUAAAGGAGGAAGACAAGAUCAAAACCACGUUUAUCACUUUGUGGGGCACCUUUUGCUACAAGGUAAUGCCAUUUGGAUUGAAAAAUGCGGGGGCAACUUAUCAAAGAGCAAUGAUUACAUUGUUACAUGACCUCAUUCACAAAAUCAUUGAGGUUUAUGUAGAUGACAUGAUAAUAAGGUCUGGAGAAAAUGAAGAUCAUUUGAUGAAUCUUAAAAUCGUGUUUAAGAGAUUAAGGAAGCAUCAGCUGAGACUCAAUCCAACAAAAUGCACUUUUGGGGUAACAUCUGGCAAGCUCCUAGGGUUUAUUGUUAGUAGAAGAGGAAUUGAAAUAGACCCUGCCAAGAUCAAAGCUAUUGAAGAUAUGCCUCCACCAAAAACACAGAAAGAGGUGCGUAGUUUCUUGGGUAGGCUGAACUAUAUUAGUAGAUUCAUUGCCCAAAUGACAACUAUUUGUGAUCCAAUCUUCCGAUUGUUAAAGAAGAAUAAUCCUGGUGUAUGGGAUGAUCAAUGCCAAGAAGCUUUUGACAGAAUUAAGCAGUAUUUGAAAAGUCCGCCAAUUCUUGUGCCGCCAGUGGAUGGAAGACCAUUGAUUCUCUAUAUAACUGUGCUGGAAGGUUCUAUGGGGGCUGUUUUGGCUCAACAUGAUGAUUCUGGCAGAAGGGAGCAGGCUAUUUAUUAUAUUAGCAAAAAGUUCAAUGAUUGUGAAAGUAGAUAUUCAUCUUUGGAGAAGACAUGUUGCGCAUUGGCUUGGAUUGCUAAGAAGCUUCGUCAUUAUAUGCUUUCCAAUACUACAUGGCUAAUAUCUCGAAUGGAUCCCAUCAAAUAUAUAUUUGAGAAACCUUCUUUAUCUGGAAGAAUUGCUCGAUGGCACAUGUUGUUAUCGGAAUUUGAGAUUAUUUACAUGACUCAAAAGGCAGUAAAAGGUCAAGUCAUUGCAGAUCAUCUUGCAGAGAAUGCAGUUGAAGAUUAUCAACUAGUUGAUUGGGAGUUUCCUGAUGAGGAUGUCAUGGCAAUUGAGGAAAGUAAUUAUGAAACUUCUAAUUGGAAGAUGUAUUUUGAUGGAGCUGCUAAUCAAAAUGGAAGUGGAGUGGGGGCAGUUCUCGUCUCACCUAAAGGAGAACAUUUUCCGUUUGCAGUGAAGCUUGAUUUUUCCUGCACCAAUAACAUCACUGAAUAUGAAGCUUGCAUCUUGGGUCUACAAGCAGCUCUUGAUAUGAAUAUUAGGGAUCUUGAAGUUUAUGGAGAUUCAGCCCUAAUCAUAUUUCAAAUCAAGGGAGAAUGGAAGACAAAAGACAUGAAGUUAUUGCCUUAUUACCAAUACCUUGAUUCUCAAACUAAGAAAUUCAGAUUUAUCUCUUUUGAAUACAUGCCUCGAUCAAAGAAUCAAUUUGCAGAUGCCUUAGCAACUUUGGCUUCCAUGGUGCAAAUAUCAGAGGAAGAUCAAAUUCAACCACUUAUGAUUGAUGUACAUAAAAACCCCGCUUAUUGCAUGGAGAUUGGGCAAGAAAUAGAUGGCCAGCCUUGGUACUAUGACAUCAAACAAUGUAUCUUACAUAAUCGAUAUCCAGUUCAUGUAACUGAUGUUGAUAAAAAGACAAUUCGAAGAAUGGCCAGGUCUUACUUCUUGAGUGGGGACACCUUAUACAAGCGCUCUGCAGAUAUGACAUUGUUAAGAUGUGUUGAUGCUAUCGAGGCAAAAAGAAUCAUGGUGGAAGUUCAUGAAGGAAUAUGUGGAACUCAUGCUAAUGGGCAUAUGCUAGCUAGAAAGAUACUCAGAGCAGGAUAUUUCUGGUUAAAGAUGGAGACAGAUUGCAUUGAUUAUGUGAAGAAAUGUCACAAAUGUCAAAUCUAUGCAGAUCAGAUUAAAGCUCCUCCAUUUCCAUUGCAUAAUAUGGUUACUCCUUGGCCAUUUUCUAUGUGGGGAAUUGACGUUAUUGGGCCCAUUAAUCCAAAAGCUUCAAAUGGUCAUCAGUUUAUUCUGGUUGCAAUUGAUUAUUUUUCCAAAUGGGUAGAGGCUGCUUCAUAUGCAAAUGUGAAAAAUAAAGUGGUGGCACGGUUUAUUCAAAGGGAGAUCAUUUGCAGAUAUGGUCAACCAGAAACAAUCAUCACUGAUAAUGCAAAGAAUCUUAAUAAUUCUUUGAUGGCAUCAAUUUGUAAGCAGCACAGGAUUCAACAUUUAAAUUCCACACCAUAUCGGCCUAAGAUGAAUGGAGCUGUGGAAGCUGCAAACAAAAAUAUCAAGAAGAUCCUUGCAAAGAUGACGGUAACUUACAAGGAUUGGCAUGAAAUGCUACCUUUUGCACUCCAUGCUUAUAGAACAUCUGUUCGAACUUCUACUGGAGCAACACCUUAUUCUUUGGUUUAUGGUAUGGAGGCAGUUUUACCAAUUGAAGUUGAGAUACCAUCUUUGAGGAUUCUAGUUGAAGCAGAAUUGGAAGAAUCUGAGCAAGUUUAUGAGGAUCAACUGAGAUUGAAAAAAGAGAGUAAGCUGAGAAAAGAGAGUAAGUUGAGAAAAGAGAGUGAGCUUGAGGGUAUGACAAACAGAGAGAAAACAACAGAGAAAGAGUUAAAAAAGAGAGAAAAGAUCGAGAGUGUUGAAAACAAAGAGAGAAAAUCAGUGAGUGUUUAUGCAAAAGAAAGUGAUGUCAAGGCUGCGUUCUUUACUGAGCAGCCUAUGUUUGUGCUUCUGUAUAAAGAUGUUUAUUUCAACACUAACGAACUUAAUGAUUCUUUGCCUAGUGUUGUUAACUCUCUUUUGCAGCACUUCAAGGAUGUGUUUCCAGAAGACAUCCCUAAUGAUUUACCACCAAUAAGAGGAAUUGAGCAUCAGAUUGACUUCAUUCCAGGUGCAACAAUUUCGAACCGACCAGCAUAUCGAAGCAACCCCAAUGAGACGAAAGAACUUCAAAAGCAGGUUGAAGAACUCAUGAAGAAGGGGCAUGUGAGAGAAAGCAUGAGUCCAUGUGCAGUUCCAAUGCUACUUGUGCUUAAGAAGGAUGGGACUUGGUGUAUGUGUGUUGAUUGUCACGCUGUCAACAAAAUCACUGUAAAGUAUCGUCACCCUAUUCCUAGAUUAGAUGACAUAUUAGAUGAAUUGCAUGGUUCUUGCAUAUUCACUAAAAUUGAUUUAAAGAAUGGGUAUCAUCAGAUUAGGAUGAAGGAAGGUGAUGAAUGGAAAACAACCUUUAAAAUGAAACAUGGUUUAUAUAAGUGUUUAGUGAUGCCAUUUGGAUUAACUAAUGCACCUAGUACAUUCAUUAAGAGUUUAACUGAUCAUAUUGAGCAUUUGCAAAUGGUAAUUGAGGUUCUGAGAAAAGAAAAGUUGUUUGCUAACCUUAAAAAGUAUUCCUUUUGCACAAAUCAUAUUGUCUUUUUAGGGUAUUUUGUUUCAGCUGAUGGACAAACAAAAGUGGUUAGUAGGACGUUGUCAACCUUAUUGCGAUCUAUUAUUCAGAAUAACUUAAAGAAUUGGGAAGAGUGUUUGCUGCACGUUGAAUUUGCUUAUAACCGGAGCAUCCAUUCAGCAACUAACCGUUCGCCAUUUGAGGUUGCAUAUGGUUUUAAUCCACUCACUCCUUUGGAUUUAUUGCCAUUACCUAUUGAUAAACAAGCUAGUUUGGAUGGGAAAAAGAAAGCUGAAGUGGUUAAGCAACUGCAUGAGAGGGAGGGAUUCCCUGCACAAAGGCGUUCUAAGCUACAACCAAGAGGUGAAGGACCAUUUCAAGUGAUUGCGAGGAUUAAUGAGAACGCAUUCAAGUUGGAGCUUCUUGGUGAGUAUAAUGUUAGUGCUACUUUUAAUGUUUCUGAUCUUUGUCCUUUUGAUGUAGGAGACGAUUUGAGGACAAAUCCUUUUGAAGAGAGAGGGAAUGAUGGGAAUCAAGACGACAACAUAUCUACUAUGUCAUGUGAUCCAUUACACACCCAAGCAGGUCCAGUCACGCGAGCUAGAGCUAAGAAGAUGCGUGAAACUUUAAGUGGCCUUAUUAAGCAAAUCUAGGUUGAAAACAACAUACAAUAAGCAAAUCGAAGCUUGGAUGAUUAUCAAGGCAUGGGUGUGGCGUCAACCAACUUUAUACCUCUGGUUCUUGUUGCGUCAUAGACAACGGGUCAAGGUUUUUACCUUUGGUUUUUGUUGUGACAUAAACAACGGGUCAAGGUCCUAUUAUAAACCUGAUUUAGCUUUCUUGGAGUUUAGAAAUCCCUUGUCGUGCUGUGGGUCUUAUUGUUCUCUUUGGGGUUCUCAUCACUUUGUCAACGAUAAACAAUUCAGUGAGGAUCUCUAUGUGUGAUAUCUUUGUACUUGACAUCAUCUUGAGGAUGACUCAAAGUAUUUUGUCAAAAGUGGGUAAUCUUCAAUAUACUUGGCAAGUCAAA